UGUACUAUAUUUAUUUAAAAAAAAAAAACAAAUUCCGUAUAGUCUCUUUUCCUCUCUAUUGUUUCACUAUUUUUUUCUUUGUAAUUCCAAAUUAAACACCGUUGAAGUUAAGCUGAUCGAAGAACACAAAAAAAAAAAAAAAGGAAAAUUCAACUAUUCUCUGUUUCGUCUACGGCGAUUACUUUUCUUCCAUGUUAAGAAAGAAUUGAAAAAUUCUGAAAUUAAAGAAAUUGGAUUCGGGAAUUAGAAAAAAGAAUCCGAGGGAGAAAAAAUUAAGAGAAAAGAAGCCGAUGGAGACGAUACAGGAUCUGAUCGACGAAGCCAAAGUACGGACGGUUUGGUGGGCCAUUGCUCUGUUUGCCGUCACUUACUUCUUGUCUCAUACAAGUACAUCUAUGUGGAUGAAUUUACCUAUAGCAAUUCUUAUUGUUUCCGCAUUGCGAAUUUUAAGUAAUGAGGUUGAGUUUAAAUGGAAAGUUAAAUCAGUUCAUCUGCAAACUUAUUUAUCUCAUUUGGAAAAGAAACGAUUGUCAGUGAAUGAUUCUCGGCUUUCUAGUUCACCAGCUCCGCCCAAGUGGAAGCGGAAAAUUGAUUCUCCUAUGGUGGAGGCUGCUGUCAAUGAGUUUAUUGAUAAAAUUCUUAGGGAUUUUGUUGUUGAUUUGUGGUAUUCAGAGAUUACUUCAGAUAGGGAGGCCCCUGAGUUGAUGCGCGCUGUGAUUUUGGAUGCUAUUGGUGAAAUAUCAGUAAGGCUGAAAGAGAUAAACGUUGUUGAUUUGCUAACAAGGGAUGUAGUUGAUUUGAUAGGAGAUCACUUGGAUCUUUUUAGAAGAAACCAAGCUGCAAUAGGCGUUGAUGUUAUGGUGACAUUGUCAUCUGAGGAGAGGGAUGAAAGAUUGAAACACCAUCUUAUUGUUUCUGAAGAGCUUCAUCCUGCGCUGAUUUCACCAGAGAGUGAGUACAAGGUUAUUCAGCGGCUUAUUGGUGGAGUUUUAGCCAUAGUAUUGAGGCCACGAGAAGCUCAAUGUCCUUUGGUUCGAACUAUUGCUCGUGAGAUUGUAACUUGCUCAGUAGUGCAACCUCUUUUAAAUUUGGCAAGCCCUGGGUAUAUCAAUGAAGUGAUUGAAUAUAUUCUGCUUGCCAUUAAAGAUGAUAUGAAUAAGGUGAUGGUAGGUUUUGAUCAGUCUUCAGUGGGAGUGCAUGCUGAUGAUUCUACCACAAGCAAAAUUUCACCCUUAAACAGUCAAGGAACUGAUUUGACUUUGGCUAGAAUUGACAUUCAGAAAGAAACAUAUUCAGAUUGCAAUAAAUACGCAGAAGAAUCAGUGCAGCCUCAACAAGCUGAUUGGGCUCGAAUAUUAGAGGCAGCAACUCAGAGAAGAACUGAAGUUCUUGCUCCUGAAAAUCUUGAAAACAUGUGGACAAAAGGAAGAAACUACAAAAAGAAGGAGAAAAAAUAUGUAAAAUAUGGAGUUCAAGAAUGUAUUCCAAAGGGUUCUGUGACAAAGAGUGCUCUAUUGACUGGGAAUUCAGGAAGUGAAAUCUCUACCAACAAGAUUGGAACUUAUAUAGGAGGGGAAGAGCAAAAUGUGAUGCGGCUAAUUCCUGCCUUAAGUCUUGACACUCAAUUAUGUGAUGAUAGCACGACUGGUACAAAGUUAGAUCCGGAGUUUAACAAGUUAUCAUCAUUUGAAGGAGGUAAUCUUGUUAACAAAUUUAAUGAUGCUAGUGAGCAAGCUGCUGAUAGAAAUAAAAGUAGGCUGAAGAGAUCCAGUAGUACCUCUGAUUUGAAAGUUGAACCUGAUACAAAGAAGGCACUUACAGGAGAUGUUGGAGGGCCUAUUAUUUCAGAGUUCUACAGCCCUGAUUUUGGCAGGCAUAGUGAACAAUAUAGGGGUAAGAUUGCCUCAAAUAUAGUACUUCGCAAUGAGGGGCCACAUGUUCCCAAGCUUAGGUGCCGGGUUAUCGGAGCAUACUUUGAGAAACUUAGAUCAAAAUCUUUUGCAGUUUAUUCAAUUGCUGUGACAGAUGCGGAAAAAAGAACUUGGUUUGUCAAGAGAAGAUACAGGAAUUUCGAACUGUUGCAUCGACAUCUUAAAGAAAUUCCUAAUUAUACAUUACAUUUGCCUCCCAAAAGGAUAUUUUCGUCAAGCACCGAAGACGCUUUUGUUCAUCAGCGCUGCAUUCAGCUUGACAAGUAUUUGCAAGAUCUGUUGUCUAUAGCCAAUGUGGCUGAACAGCAUGAAGUGUGGGAUUUUUUAAGCGUUUCCUCAAAGAAUUACUCUUUUGGAAAAUCUUCAUCGGUGAUGAGAACACUUGCUGUCAAUGUGGAUGAUGCUGUGGACGAUAUUGUGCGCCAAUUUAGAGGAGUAUCUGAUGGCUUAACGCACAAAGUUGUAUCAUCUUCUUCCCCUAAUGAAGCUUCUUCUUCAGUCACUGGCAGGACCUUGUCAUGGAAUGCAGAUGAGAAGGCUAAAGACAUUUCAAGGCAAAGUAACUUAGUUACAGUGAAUAGCGCUUCUGAUAAUGAAGGUGACAAAGAUGGUAGCCGUGCUAAUGAGGAUAACAGAUCUGGUUCAGGUGGUCAUGGUUGGCAUUCAGACAAUGAAUUGAAUUCAAAGAGUUUGCCACCACAGGUGUUAGAGCGUGGUGGAGAGUUUGGCAAUUUAGUUUCUGAGAAACAUAAUUUGGGUGUGAAACCUGAAUUGGUUGGCCAUAGUGGAUCUCAGUCAGUAAAAUUUUCAGCAACGUCCAGCCAUUUGGAGGAUCCAGUUGGAAUGCCCCCUGAGUGGACACCGCCUAAUGUGAGUGUUCCUUUGCUGAAUCUAGUUGAUAAGGUGUUUCAACUUAAGAGAAGAGGUUGGCUAAGAAGACAGGUCUUUUGGAUAUCUAAGCAAAUAUUACAGCUGGUGAUGGAAGAUGCCAUUGAUGACUGGCUUUUAAGGCAGAUUUAUUGGCUUCGAAGUGGGGACACUGUUGCCCAAGGGAUACGGUGGGUUCAAGAUGUUCUCUGGCCGGGUGGUACAUUCUUUACAAAAAUAGGGAACGCUCAGAGCAAAUUUGAUGAUUCUCAUCUUGACCAGACACCUUCGCAGAACUCUAGCCAAUUUGGUGGGAGUAAUGUCUCUAAACCUGGGUCCUUUGAGCAACAACUUGAGGCUACUCGUAGGGCAAGUGACAUAAAAAAAAUGCUUUUUGAUGGAGCUCCAACAACCUUAGUUAGCUUAAUUGGGCAUAAGCAAUACAGACGGUGUGCAAGAGACAUUUAUUAUUUUACUCAGUCUACUAUAUGUAUAAAGCAACUUGCUUAUGCAAUAUUAGAAGUUGUACUCAUAUCAGUAUUCCCUGAGCUACGGGAUCUUGUGAUGGAACUUCAUGGCAAGAAACAUAUUUAAGUAGCUUUGGAUUGAGGUUUCUGGUUCUGUUAAGAUAGCAGAUUUUUGUCUGAAUGAACAAUGAAGGCUUAGAAAGGAAAUUGUUUCGAGGAACCUGAAGAACGAAAUAGUCAUUAAGCAUCAUCUGUCUCAGUGGCUGUGCCUGUGAUAUUCACUUAUACAAAUCACUGCAAGUACCAUAUGGGAUCUUUUUUUGAGAUUUAGGAUAUAUGCUGAUUUGUACUCAGAGAACCCCCUGUACUCAGAGAAAAGGAAAUAUGUUGUAUUCGUUUCACAUUCCAAAUGUACAGAGAAUGUAGAUUUAGUUUGUAUAGCUAUUCAGUAGGAGCUAGGAAUUUUGUGUUGAUUUGUUUUGGGACAUUGAAGGAAACAUUAAGUGAUAUUUUGUUAUUCAUUCUUACGACGAGAGGUUUUGGAAUUUUUUUGGUAUACAGGACACUCCACCUGAUGGAAAGAGGAGUUAAAUUGUUGAGAUUUGAAUACUAAUGUGUUGAUAUGUUUACUGAUAUUUUAAAGAUGAUCGUAUCAAUCAUCUUAUUUAAGCAGAGUUUGCGGUUUUGAAAUUUUUAGUCGUUUAGUUCUUAAAACUUAGAACACGCAGAAUAUGCUAAGUUCGGUUCAUAAAAGAAUGUGGAAGUACAGAAAAAAAAAUGGUAGGUAAUUCAAGUAAAGAAAAUUUAGAAGGGAGCGUUUCGUGUCGCUCACUAUGGGUGAUUGGGUGUUGUGGCCCUCGAUUAAUGUCUCAUUGUUUCCUACACAAUCAUUCACUACUUCUCAGUUCACUAGUCAGAAGUCCCGAUCCUGGCGAGAGAGAGAGAGAGCAAUGUUAUGCAAGAGAAAGAGAAGCGCAGAGAAGGGAAACGGAGGAAGGUACGAGAAGUUGAGAGAGCAGAAGAUCAAAGAGAACAAGCAGAGGAUGCAGAACCUUGGCGUUUUGAACCUCUCCCUGAAACUCACACUAAAGCCAAUCCCUUUCCUUAAAGAUCCCAAGAAACUCUUCUAACGACAAAACCCACAUUCCUCUUCCCGUUUCCCAGCAGCCCCCUAAGACGCUCUUCUCG
Molecule: messenger RNA, 4453 nt
Organism: Durio zibethinus
Lineage: Eukaryota; Viridiplantae; Streptophyta; Magnoliopsida; Malvales; Malvaceae
Molecular function (GO): phosphatidylinositol binding
Source: RefSeq, a predicted model, not a curated record